Sporisorium graminicola is the source of this 2298-nucleotide messenger RNA. RefSeq lists its product as uncharacterized. Gene Ontology annotation, cellular component: mitotic spindle; DASH complex; mitotic spindle pole body. The transcript has a single exon. The record is from RefSeq and is a predicted model, not a curated record. Lineage: Eukaryota; Fungi; Basidiomycota; Ustilaginomycetes; Ustilaginales; Ustilaginaceae. Gene Ontology annotation, biological process: attachment of spindle microtubules to kinetochore. Bases 1 to 2298 code for a protein of 765 amino acids.
AUGUCGCUACAUCCACGUCAAUCGCUGCACCCGGCAGCGAUGAACCACAACGCUGCCAUGCCUCAGCAACAACACUCGGUCACAGAGCAGAUCAUGCAGCUCGAUCAGGCCAUCACCCUCACACUGCAAGAGAUUGACCAAAACUUUGCAACCGCGCACCAGAUCGUCACAUCCCGCAUUCUUCCGGCCGUCAAGGAGUAUGGCGUGGCAAGUGCACGCGUGUGGCAAGGCGCCAAGUUCUGGAAGACAUUCUACGAGGUGUCGGCCAAUGUCUCGCUCACCGCCCAUACUUACAACGAAUCCGAGUUCGAUGCCAACUCCCAGGGCGGCGAUGUCACGCAGAGUGGCAACGACUCACGCGAGAAUGCCACUUUUACCAGCGACGAUGACGGACGCAGCCCAGGCUCCGAGGCCGGCUCCAUCAUCUACACUGACCUCGAUGCGUCGCUGGCAUCCAACGAUCGCAACGCAGACGAACGGGAUGCUGCCGACGAGAGCGUCGAACAGGCGCCAGCGGAUCGUGCCCGUGCGGCUUCGCCUCCUCGCUUCAGCAACGCAUCCAUGGCAGCGGCUGCAAGACGAGAAGCAGCGCAGCGCAAGCAGCAAAAGCCGCACGCCCGCGAAGAUCAAGAAAACAUGUUUGAUCCCGCCGAAUCGCCGUUCGAGCGUUUGCGUCGCGACCUCACCUCCGGGCUCGGGAAGGGUAUGGCUGAUCCCAGCAUGGACCAGAGCUCCUUCUUGGCCAACUCCAAAGCAAAUGGCGCUUUUGGCACGGGCGAUACCGAACGCGACCGCGCCGCGCUGGCGCAAGGCAUCGAGAAUCUGGGAUCCACCCACACUGGCCGAGGCGGACGUACCUUUGACCCCGACAGCUCGAAUGUGUCCUCGGUACACGAUCUUCCGCCCUUCAAGUCAAAAGCCUCGUCGGGCGGCCGCAUGAAGACGUCAUCGACGCCCAAGAAAGGAGCGCUGCUCAACAAGGUGCUCGACUCGGAGCACAAGCGCAACAAGGGCCGGCUUAGCUACACCAAGAUCCAGGCGACGCCUCGAGGCUCGCAGUCCAAGUCGAAUCCCUUCGCUCCUCCCAGCGUGCGCAUGUGGGACGGUAUUGUGGAUCUGCGCAAGACGCCUCUCACGUCCAAGAUCAAGGGCACCAAAGCGUCGUCCAAGAAGGCAACCAGCAGCAAGGGCGGCGCUUCCAAGCACCAUGGCGCGGAGGAUGACGCAGAGUGGGAUUCGGACUCCUCGGACAAAGACUCGCUCGAAUGGCCCGCCGGCAUGUCUCCUCCUGUGACGAUGCAGUUCUCGGUGCCCCAGAGCCGAUACGCGCAGACGCCGGCCAAGGAAGCCGCGAGGAUGAUGGUGGACGAUCUGCUUCGAAGUGUGGGCGCCUCCAGCCCUGCGCCGAGAGUGUGGCCGAAGAGCUCGAGCAGGCCCAAGGGCGGAGAGGGUGCAGCCGUGCAUUCGGCAAGCUCUCGCAAGCAGCCAGUUUCCACACCUCUGAGGCUGGGUCGCAAGGAAGCCAGGCAGCGCGACAGGCAGAGCGGUGCGGGACGACGACGAGACUCGAUCCCCACACCACCCACGCUCACCAAGCGUGGACCCAGUCUGGCACAGGAAGCCACGCCCAACAGCAGCCAGGUGGGCGGCUCAAACGGAGGAGCAUCUGCCAAUGCUAGCUCGGCUGCCUUGUUGAUGGAUGCGGAUGAAGGACUGGAGCUCAACGCUGCAGAUGCGCCCGGCAUCUCAGCGUCCGAAUUGCAGCACCGCUUUAGCGGACUCCCACUCGAUGACGACGAUGACGACGAUGAUGAUGACGACGAGUCGUCAGAUAGCGAGUCGGACGACGGUGGGGACAGCAUUGCUGGCUCGAUGCUGUCAUCCGGUGCCAAGUUUUCUGCGUCGAGCAACAGCCGCAACGGCGGGGGCAGCCAGAACGACAACUCGGGCUGGACGAGCUCGACCGUCUCUUCGUUUAACCAGCCCAAGCAGGCGGGCCGCAGUAUUGAGGACGACACGCUGUUCGGCGUUCGCGCACCGCAGCAACGCGCCGCUGAGACGAACGGCAGCCGAAGUCAGUCGGGUGCCGGUGCCGGUCGCACAAGUGGUGGUCAGAGCAGGGCAGCGGGCACCAAAGGCGAUGACGCGCGAGGAGAGGAGUCGUUCAAGGUGUGGGGGGAUGUAGACGAGAUGGGCACCGUCCACGGAGGACGCCCAUUGGUAGACCGAGACGAUACCUACAGCGCACCCAGCCCGACGCCCUUCAACAUGAAUGUCGGCGCUGGCGCUCGCAAAUGA